Messenger RNA from Magallana angulata, 1042 nucleotides. RefSeq names its product MAM and LDL-receptor class A domain-containing protein 1-like. NCBI's taxonomy places the organism in Eukaryota, Metazoa, Mollusca, Bivalvia, Ostreida, Ostreidae. The record is from RefSeq and is a predicted model, not a curated record. Gene Ontology annotation, cellular component: membrane. The coding region runs from base 25 to 855 and encodes 276 amino acids. The transcript has 6 exons.
AUCUUAAAACGUUCAGUUACCUGCAUGUUCACCAUGGCACAGAAAGUUAUUAUUUUGUUGUUAUUCUCUAUAUUUUACGGAACAGAACAUUGUGAGAAUUUCCGGUAUACGAAAGAUGUUGCUGUGCCAAACGCAAUUCAAAUCAUAUCCAAUGUAUCUACGGAGUUUCUAAACUAUCUCAGCGUUGCGUGCAUCACUAACUGUAUGUCUAACAUUGAGUGUAACGCCAUAGACGUCUGCGGGACCUAUUGUCGUCUAAUUCGAGGCUGGGACUCCUUGUACACCGAACAGGACGUGUCAACGACCUGUCAACGAUUUCAGAUCGAAUGUGCAGCGGGGCAGUUUUACGACCGUGCAUUGGAGAGAUGCGUUGCUCACGAUUACUGUGACUUUGAGGCUGACCCCGAGGUGUCUUGUUUUCUGACGGAGGAUCUAGCAGAUGAUGAUGGUGACUGGAUACGAAACACGGGCCCGACAAACACUGGCACUACCGGACCAAAUGCAGCCAGAUUUGGUAGUUUCUACAAAUACAUGGACUCUGCCCCAAUGAAGCGUAACGAAGUGGUAACAAUGAUUAGUUCCAAAGUCUUUACAGCACGAUCAUAUUGCCUGACAUUCUAUUAUCACAUGUCCGGGAGUCAAAUGGGGGAUUUGACGGUGUCCACACAGAACGGAACUCAGUCAGCGGUAACCAAGUGGACGAGGAGCGGAAACCAGGGCGACGUCUGGAUACAAGUUCCCGGAAUUGAUCUCAAACUCGAUUCUCAAACUAAGAUUUUGAUCACGGCUAAGAGAGAUGGAAAUGCGGCCGACAUUGCGGUAGAUCUGUUUGAGCUGUGGCCAUAUCCCUGUUAACAGAGGCACAUUGACUGAAUAUCGUUAAAUUUGUACAUGAAAAUGGUCCCCAAGACUUUCAAAGUUGUUAUUUGUUGUGGCUGUUGUUGUUGUUGAAGUAUAUUGUCUGUUGGAGUUGAUGCAUGUUCAUGUAGGUUCUGAUAAGCAAAGGUAACCCAAAUUAAACAUUAUGGUAAACGUAUCAAUU